Dichomitus squalens LYAD-421 SS1 is the source of this 1427-nucleotide messenger RNA. RefSeq names its product DNA glycosylase. The transcript is spliced from 4 exons. Gene Ontology annotation, molecular function: damaged DNA binding; 8-oxo-7,8-dihydroguanine DNA N-glycosylase activity. Gene Ontology annotation, biological process: base-excision repair; nucleotide-excision repair; base-excision repair, AP site formation. Gene Ontology annotation, cellular component: nucleus. NCBI's taxonomy places the organism in Eukaryota, Fungi, Basidiomycota, Agaricomycetes, Polyporales, Polyporaceae. The record is from RefSeq and is a predicted model, not a curated record. Bases 69 to 1427 code for a protein of 452 amino acids.
CUCAUAUCUCAACUAUUCGCACUCUCUUGAUUGAAUCAUUUACCGAGAAUUUACCGCUUCUGUAUGAUAUGUCAGUCGCGGUGCCUGCCGGUUUUCGAGCCUUACCUCUGCCCCUCGCCCAGCUUUCCCUCGCCGCUGUACUCAAAUGCGGGCAAUCGUUCCGAUGGAGUAUAUUCCCUCUCGAUGUACCUAGCAACUCAGCUCUGGGAACCAACUCUCCAACACAUGAAUACCGCCUCUGUCUGCGCGACCGCGUGGUAUGCCUACGCCAAAGCCCGGACACACUCUUUUAUCGCUCUGUUUUCCCUCCCUUGGUUUCUGAAGAUGAGGAGACGCGAGAGGCCGGAACCCUUGCUUGGAUCAGGGACUACUUUCAGUUGAACGUAGAUUUGGUGGACCUCUACCGUCAAUGGAGCUUGGCCGACCCCAUCUUCAAGCGAAUACAGGACCGGUUCGAAGGGAUUCGCAUGCUAAGGCAAGAUCCGUUCGAAAAUCUCAUCUCCUUCAUCUGCUCCUCAAAUAACAACAUAUCCCGUAUCACAAAGAUGGUCACCUCCCUUUGUCGAACAUACUCCCCUGCUCUCCUUAGCUUGCCUCCACCUGCUGGAACAAACCUGCCAGAAGAGGCGUAUCACCCUUUCCCGUCGCCAUCUGCGCUUGCAGCAGCAGACGUCACUGCAAAACUGCGAGCCCUUGGCUUUGGCUAUCGAGCCGACUUCAUACAAAAGACAGCCGCUAUGCUAGUGGAAACCCACGGUCUUACGCGGAAUCCCGAGACGUCCAUGGAAGCAUCAGAGGAGUGGCUCAUGACGCUGAGACAUCUGGGAACUCCUGAAGCGCGAGCCGAGUUGCUCAAUUUCAUGGGCGUCGGUCGCAAGGUGGCCGACUGCAUCUUACUCAUGAGUCUCGACAAGAGGGAGGUUAUACCUGUGGACACACACGUGCAACAAAUAGCAAUUAAACACUACGGCUUUCGUGGUCCGACGAAGUCGGGUACCAUGUCACCAAAAGUAUACGAAGAAUUGAGCUCCAAGCUAGCAGCAGUGUGGGGAGAUUAUGCCGGCUGGGCGCACUCUGUGUUAUUUACGUCAGACCUCAAAUCGUUCGCUGCAUACGGCCUUGCUUCCCCUUCCGGACUAUCGACGCCUUCUACCCCUGGCCUAACUCCAGAUCGCAGUGUUAACCAACCCAUGGAUAGUCCCGGAGGGGCGACGCCGAGGAGCACUCCCAGACCUCAAUCAACAAAACGAAAGCGGGGCGGUCCGAAGCGUUCUGGUGAUAAAGCACCUUCAUCGGAAUCGGAGACGGAAGAGACACUGGCACAGCUCGAAGUCGCGGUGAAGGUCGCUCUCCCCGAUGAGUCGGGACAGUCAACCCUGGUAGACCGCGUGAAGAGGCGCAGGCGAGGGAAUGUCUCUGUCCGAUAG